Molecule: messenger RNA, 2061 nt
Organism: Cannabis sativa
Lineage: Eukaryota; Viridiplantae; Streptophyta; Magnoliopsida; Rosales; Cannabaceae
Product: putative F-box protein At1g49610
Exons: 4
Coding region: 365-1771 (468 amino acids)
Molecular function (GO): protein binding
Source: RefSeq, a predicted model, not a curated record
UGUUACAGGUCAAUCAUGGGUGAAAGUAUUGGUAGAACAUCAGUGUUGAUGGGUGAGGAAAAAAGUUUGGUGUUUACGUUGGAAAAUUACGAGGAAGAAUUCAUUUCUUACAUUUUUAUUGUCACGUGGGUUUACGGUACCUUAGUUUUAUUAUUUUUAUUUUUAUUAUGUUUUAUUACAUUACUUUGUGAAUAGAUUAUGACCUCAUUCCCUAAUCCCAACCGCAAACCCACAAGUAAACACACCAAACAACUCUUAUACAAAUUCAAAGGGGUUUUGCCGCCAAUUCUCUCUUUCUCUUUAGCUUCCAUUACUGUUCAUUACUCAAGAAAAUCUUCUACUCCACCCAACAAUAACAAUUGUUAUGGCUGAAAAAAGAGCUAAGACGGCAUUGAUGAUGAUGGGUGAGGAGGAAGAUAGAAUUUCGGAACUACCUGAUUCACUCAUCCAACAUAUUCUCUCCUUUCUUUCAACUAAGGAUGCCGUUUCGACUUGCCUAGUUUCAAAUCGUUGGAAGCUCAUGUGGUAUUCUGUCUCCGAACUCUCUUUUUCUGAUUUUGAUUGGGCAAAUUCGAAAAAGUUUUACAAUUAUGUUAAUAAUUAUUUGGAACGCCGCAAAAGAGGCAACUAUUUUAUCCUAGAUUCCGCCAUAACUAGUUUUAAGCUUCACAUGACCAAUUCUUAUCAAAGAAGAAUGGCUCGUGACCUAGAUAAAUGGUUAGCUUUCAUAGUUGAGAAGAAAGUGAAGGAAAUAAAUCUUCGCGUGAACAAGCAGAGGAGUUACAGGGGUGAUAUUCACUACUACUCAUUGCCUAAAACUUUAGCUGUCAACGCAAGAUAUUUGACUACAUUGAUAUUGAAUUCGGUGGAGUUGGAUUCUCGUUACUCGUUUAGCUUUCCAUCUUUGAAAACAUUGACAUUAGCUUGUGUUAGGCUUGUAGGUAAUGAUGCAGUAGAUAAGCUAUUAAUGGGUUCCCCUUCCCUUGAGAAGUUGCAGUUGCAUUUUUGUUGUUUUUCCACUGAUACUCAAUUCCGCAUCAGCAUACAACAUAGUUUAAGCCUCAAGUUUUUGGAUAUUAAACUCACCAAGGAUUUGGUGGAGCGAAUCGCACUCAUAAAUCUUGAAUCUUUGUACCUAGCAAGUGUUUCCUUUGACAAGAUAAAACUCUCUGCAUGCAAGGCAAUUAGAAUUCUCAACUUAACUUGUUGUUGGGGUAAGGAAGAGUCAUCAUCAUUAGAGUAUCUCAUUUCUAACCUUCCUCUUCUUGAGAAAUUGACUUUGUGCAAGUGGAAGUUAGAGCACAUUGAGAUCUCGAAUCAGCACUUGGAAAAUCUCUCAAUACAUAACUCUUGUCACGGUGUCAUGAAUGUUGUAAUUAAAUCAACUCCAAAAUUAACAACAUUUAUUUAUGUUGGUGAUGUCAGAUUUAGGAUGUCAAUGGAGUCUUCCAAUUUGUUGUUUGGAAUAUUUGUGAUUAAGGGGCAAGAGAACUAUGACAUCUAUUGGUUUAUCAAUUUGAUGAAUUUUCUUUUGAAUCUCAACUGUUCUUGGAGAUGCAUAGACAUUCAUGUUAAAUCAGAGGAGGCUCUUAUGUUUCCCGAUAUCUUGAAGAGGGUAUGUCGUUCUCCUUUGGUCAAUUGGAAACAUCUUCGAUUUUUCACUGAAUGCAAACCUGAGAGGGAAUCGGACUUGAAAAAUGCUCUACAAUGGAUUUCUCCUACAUUAUCUAUAAUGAAAAGGCGCCUUUCGAAAAGGUUUUUUAAAUUGUAAUAGAAAGAAGAAUGGAGUGUUUGGUAAGAAAUAAUGGAGUGUUUCUUGGCUCAUUUGGAAAGGUGAUGAAAAAUGGUUUGUUAAAUGUUGGAUAUUUCUUAGCUGUAUGAUACAUAAGAUUCUAAAGUGAUUUUCUGCUAUUUCUUUUUUUCAUUCUAUUUUUCUUCUGAUAUUAUUAGUAAUUGAAAAAGGGCAUCCUUUAAAGAAAUAGGUUAGUUCUUCUUUGUAUAAACUAAUAGAAAGAUACAGAAUCUCACUGUCAAUUAUAUCUUAAUUACUGAUUUGUAUUA